Opisthorchis viverrini is the source of this 615-nucleotide messenger RNA. RefSeq lists its product as hypothetical. Lineage: Eukaryota; Metazoa; Platyhelminthes; Trematoda; Opisthorchiida; Opisthorchiidae. The transcript has 10 exons. The record is from RefSeq and is a predicted model, not a curated record. The coding region runs from base 1 to 615 and encodes 204 amino acids.
AUGCAGGAUUUCGUGUUCCAUCAAAAAUUACCAAGUUCCCCGACGGCCGGAUGGAAUAUUUACGCGGAUUUAGUACCCUUGAAAACAAAGGAUAUCAAAUGCCGUCUUAUCAACAAACGCGGUAGCCGUUUCAUCUAUCGCAAUGUUGCAGACGAGAGUGAUGGAUCAAUGCGUAUACGCUUCGAUGAAGCAAACUAUCAACCACAGUCAGGAUACAUGCCCUCUGGAUAUGCCGGGGUGCAAAUAAAGACUGAGCCAAUAGACCUUGGUGCUGAAGGAUCGAUUAAAGAAGAAGACAUAAAAAGCGAGGAUGAAAUACCUUCAACCAACCGGUAUGAUAAACAACUUAAAAGUACUUUCUUUCUUACCCCUGCGAAUCCUUUCUCAGGUGGAUCCUAUAGCGACGAUGAUAUCAAAGAGGAAAUCAAAAGUGAAGUUGGUGACUCAGAGAGUGAAACUGAAACUCCAACCGAACUGAUUGAUCCCUAUACACGUGAGUUGUACAAGUGUUAUGAAACUUUGUCCAGUGGCAAAGCUGUCUGUUCUAAUCUGGAUUCUCAAGUCGUCCACGAAUUCAGUAUGACACAAAUUGACACCGCGCAGGAUAUCAAGUGA